Paramecium pentaurelia is the source of this 10078-nucleotide messenger RNA. NCBI's taxonomy places the organism in Eukaryota, Ciliophora, Oligohymenophorea, Peniculida, Parameciidae. The record is from the annotation of a GenBank genome assembly.
AUGAAAAUUCCCAUAAAUAUACUUGAACAACCUAAAGAAAUUGAGCUUCGAGUAUUAUAUUUUUUAAGCUUAGAUGUUAAAAUUCAUUCUAUAAAGCCCAAAGUUCUUAGAUGACUUUAAGGUACUUAUUAUUGAUCACAGUCAUCCAAUCCACAAAUUAUCACAAGGAUCAUUAUGUUUAAUAAUAGAUAAGCUUGAUUAUCAUAUUGAAAUAGCAGCUGAUCAAAUCCAAUAAAAUCCUAGUUUUUACUGUCAGACUUUAUUGUCUGUUAUAAAUUGUAUGUUAGAAUUAGAGUGUUAUCGGUAUUUAAUUUAAUUACAAUAGGAAAUUGUUUCACUCAUUAGAUCAUAUAUUUAAUAUGUUAGAAUAUUCAGAUAAUUUAUUAGUAUAUGAGUAAAUAAUGCUUAUUUUAAUAAAACUCUAUAAAUAACCUUCAAAUCCAAGUAAUACAUCAUAAAAAGAUUUCUGCAAUCAAUAAUUAAAAGAAUACCUUCCAAGAACCAUAUAUUUUACUAGAAUUCUGCUUGAUCAUUAUAAUAAUUUAUCUUCUACCAAGAUAGAGUUAAUAGAUUAUUAUUGUGAAGAUCCCCAUUAUCAAAAUCUUAGUGAUGCUCCAAUAGAAUUUCCUAAAUUGAUUUUUGAGUAUAUGGAACCAACUUAAUUGAAUGAAUCAUAUCAGGAUUUAUGCAAGAAUUGUAUACACAAGAAAGAAUUACAUCAACCGAUUUUUAUUAGAGUAGUGUCAAAAAUAUAAUUAGAAUUUUGAAAUUACUGAUGUCAAUUCCAACACAGCCCUAGCAUUGUCCAAGACAUUUCUGAAUCCACAAUAUUAAUAUUUCUGUCCUUUAGUUGAUGCCAUGAAAUAUAGAAUCCUUAUCUAUAGAGAAUUUUAAUAAAAUAGAAUUCCUAUUGUAAUAGUAUUACACAUACAAUCUCUCCUUAUGUAUAUGCUUCUAAGUUAAUAUUGCUAAAUCAAUAAUUGUGGAGAACUACUAGAUCAAGUCUUUGAGGAAUAAUUAGAAUAUGAAUAGCAUUUUAAGAUGUAUAUGAAAUUCUUUUAAUUGAAAACAGUUGAUCCUUUAUUAUUGUCUACAAUACUUUAAACAUUGAAUGAAAUCAUAACUCUCGAAAAAUAGAAUGAAAAUGAAGUAGCUUUUACUAUUGCCAAAAAUUAUGACGAAACAUUUUUAUAAUUUAUAUAUGAUGUUUUAUCCAUGAAUCCAAUUUCAAUUGAAAUAGAGUAGACAUAUCCAUUAUAAUAUCAUCCAACUCUUUUAAGUGAAACAUGUGCAAAAAGUUAAAAAUUAGCAUAAUGUAUUUUUACAAUAUUCUCAUCUGAACCUGGUAUACUCAUUUUAAAUAGGAGCAAUAUUGCUCUUGGUUCUUCUUCAGCCUUAAUUAGAGCACUUUAGAUAUCAGAUAAUAAAUUAUUAUUACCUCCUGAAUCUUUUAAAUCUGCUGUUACACUUUUAAGUCGAUUAUCAAGAAAAGAUGAUAUCUAAAGAGAUCUAAGAAUAUUUAAUGAUCUUAUUAAAAUUUUAGAAAAUUAGAUAACAUUUGAUACUGAUAUCUAAUAACCCACUUUAAAUGGUUAUUGCAAAAUUUCAUCAGAAGAGUCUGAUUAAAUUAUUGCAAUUUGCAUAUAAUCAAUAAAUGAGCAUUUUAGAGAUGAUUCAGGGAGAAGAUAAAAUAGAGCUAAUGCACCAACAUUUGCUAGAUAAGUUUCAGAAUCAACAAUAAUUAAGAAACUAUAAAAUUUAUUAGAAUCUACUCCUAAUUUUCUUGGAACAAUCUAAUAGACUUUAAUACUCAUCUCUCAUUUAGCUAAUGAAGUUCCUAUCUUAAUUGGUAGAUUAAUUGAUUCACAUUUGCCAUAGAUAUUAAAUUCAUUAAUUUUGUAAAUGAAUAUUGAAGAAAUUAAUAAUAAAAUGAUGACAGCAAUUUUUUAAUUUUACUUUAACAUAUCUUUAAAAGAAGAAGGUUAUGAACAAUUUAAUAAAUAUGGUAUGAACUUUUUGAAAACUAUAUCACAUUAUACAUUGAUUAAUAAUAUAAAUGCAUCAAGAGAAUAAUUAAGUGGUUUAGCUUAGUGUAUAACUAAAUAUACACAAAAAAUUGAUAAAGUUGGUCCUUAGGUAUGUUCAAUAUUGAAUUAAGUAAUAGAUUAAUUAUGGAUGCAUUUAAUAGAAAAGAAAAAAUAAUUAAAAAUUUAGGAUGUUUAUUUUUAAUAUUUUGAGAUUAUAACUCAAAUUUAAAAUUUAUCUAUUUUCAUUUUUAAGAUGUUUCAUUACCCUCAUUAUUCAUAUUUAGCUGAAAUGAAUUCAAGAGGAUUUUUUGAUUAAUUAUUGAUGUUCUUUGAAUUUCCAAUAUUUGAUUUUAAAAAUGAUUUAUUGAAAGUAUUUCGAUGGUUAACUUAAUUCGAUGAAUAUGAUAACCCUCAUAAAAUAUUAAAGAAAACUUUACUUACUAUAGAUAAAUGGGAAGUGUAAUUAGGAUAAAAUUUGGAAAAAGCUUAACAUUUUGUUACUGAUUAAUAUUACAAUUCUCAAAAUUAUUUUUUAAAUUGUAAUUAGGAAUAAAUAUAAGAAAAUCUUUAGAUGGCAUCUUGUUAUUCUUAAGUAGAAUACUUAUUAGAAAUUUUAAAACUUUAUUUAGUAAAUUCACCUUAGAUUGAUUGGGAAUAAUAAUAUCUUAUUAUUUUGAACAAUAAAUGUUGUGCUUUAUUCAGAAUAAUUAUAGAUUCAAUCAAAUUUAAUAUUUAAGAUUGUUAAAAUGAUUAAACAUUGAAAAAAUCAGUUUUUUAUGCUUAUAUUUAAAAUUUAAAACAUAUCAUUGUAAAUACUUUUAAUUAAAUAAUAAGAAAAAAGAAUAAUUUUUAAUCAUUAAUCUAAUUAUUUAUUCAUAUGAGUUAAAAAUUAGAUAAUGAAAAUUAAUGGAUAGUAAUUAUGUAUAUAUCAUUGAUUGAAGAACUUCUAUUAAAUCUUUUGGAAAGUAAGAGAUAACCUGAAAAUAGAUAUUUAAAUUUAGAUCUAAUAAAUCAAUUAAUGAAAUCAGAAUUUACUAAUAAUAUUCAAGGAGCACUUCAUUCAUAUACUAAAAUGAUUUAAUCUAAUUAAUGUGAUAAUGAACAAUUAAAUAUUUUAUCUAAGCAUUAUUCUACUAUUAUUAAGAUCAUGUACAUAAAUAAAUUCCAUAAAUCAAAUAGUGAGAUUGCAUAGUCUAUAAUACCUUAAUAAAUUUCAGAUAUAUAAGCUAUGUUGUAAAUAACUUAAUUUUCAAAUUCAGAUAAUAUUUAUAACAUAUAACUAAUUCUAAUUGAAAAAGUAAUGUUGAUCUUAAGUCCUACAUUUUUGUAGGAUUUGAUCAUUAAAGAGAGAGAUCGUUUAAAUUUUUUUACUUUUUCCAGUUUGAGAAAUGAUUUUGGUGAAUUUAACAUGAUUCCAAGAAAUGAUUCAACUCUAGCAAGAGAAUAAUUAAGGUGUAUGGGAUUUUAGGAUGAUGCAAUAUCUAUAGCUUUCUAAAAUAUUAGAAUUCCUGAUGUAGGUUAAGCUGCUGUCUGGUUAUCAGAUAAUUAAGAUAUGGUUGAAUAAAAAAGAUUAGAAAGUAAAAAAGGUUAAAAGAAUGAAUUAUGUAAAGAUUCCACUUCUGAUAUGAUUCAAUUUAAAUAAAAGGAACUCAAAAAUUAUAUUCAAAAAAAUAUACUUUUCUUUAGUAAAUUUGAGGAAACUUUAUUUAAAGUAUUUGAAGGAUAAAUGAUGCCUUCUUUAUUAAUGUGUUUAAAAUAAACAGUUUAUGAAUAAUUUAAAUUACAAUUAAAAUUUCAAGAUUGUCAAUUAAAUCUUAAGAGACCUUAUAAUAAUGAUUUAAAAUUGGUAAUCACUAUUUUACAUUUUAUUUAUAAAUAAUAAAAUUUGGUUUAAGAAUAUGAUUAUAUUGUGAUUGAAAUGAUGAAAUUAAUUUAAGAAUUAUUAAAAUAUGAAGAUGAAUAAACAAUUAGAGCAGUCAAUCAUGUUUUAGCAAUUUUAACUCUCUUCAUUACUAAUGAAUAUAAAUAAAAACAACAUUAACAUGAUAUCUUCAAUGAUAUAUUACUUGGUGUUCUUAACAUUUUAAAAGGGAAAGUGUAGAAUCAUACAACUUCUAAAAUCUGUAUUGAAAUAUUAAUAAGAAUCUUCUAAGUAAAUAAAGAGAAUAUUCAUAAAUUUGUCUAUUAAAUGAAAGGAUUAGAGUAUCUUCUAAAAGUAAAAGGAGAUUCCAAAAACCAUCUUUAUAGUUUAACAAAAUUAGUAUUAUCUAUUGUUCAUGAUUCAAAUAUUGUAAUUGCAUAAGUUGAAGCAAAAAUAAAAAAAAUAAUAUAUGAUUAAGAAUACAAUAAAGAAAUUGAGAAUACUCAUAGAUAAAUAUCAUAAUAAUAGUCUUAAAAUUUAAUGCAUUUGCCAUAGCGUAAUCAUUAUCCCUUCUGUUUUCAACCUAUUCAUUAUAAUAUACAAAUUCAAAAUGAAAUUAAACUAUCUAAAAAUAAUUAAGCUUUGGUUGCUGUUCUAAAUUAAACCUUUUACAAUGAAUAAAUCUAGUUUGUUAUGAAUUCCUUAUUUGAAAGUUAAAAUAAUUACUUUGUCCUUAAAAAAGGUAUUCAUCUUUAUACUUUUAAUUGUGUUGAACCAGGUAGUUUUUUAAAACAUAAAGAGCCAGAAAGUGCAAAAAGAAGUAAUAAGACUUCAACUAAAAAAAGAAAGAGUGAAGAUAAAUUGUAAUUAUAAUCAAAUUUUUAACAUACAUAAGAAGCCUAGAUUUUAUUAAAGCUUUUAAUUUAAUAAAUGAUCUUAUCAUAUUUCGAUAAAAGUGAGCAAUAUUAAUUUUAAUGGAAUACAAUAUGCUAAGCACUUUAAGUAUUAAUUAGGCGUUAUCCAAUUCUAAUUCCUAAAUUAGUUAGGAUUAAUUGUAGCAAAUUCCUUAAACCAUAUCAAAAAGAAUUAGGAUCAGAUUUUAAUGAUAAAGAAUUCCCUCGUAAAAUUUCAUUUAUAUCAUUAAUAACUAAGAUCAUGAUUCCAAUAAAAAAUUUACUUUUUGAAUUAUGUUUAGAUAAUGUAAUUUUAAAUAAGAUAUCUAAUAAUUCUAUUGCUCCAUUUUCCAUUGAAAUAAGAAAGAAGAUUAUUAGUGAAAUCUAUGAUGGAAUAGAAAAGAGAAUUAAAACUUUAGAUUAAAAUUUUUGUCAUUUAUCAGAUACAUUAGUAUUUUUAAUUUAAAUUAAAUCUGUGGCUAAGAUUUGCUUUAAAAAUAUUAAUGAACCACAAAAUUCAUUUAAUUUUAUUAAGGUCUAUAUAGAUGGUAUUAAGAAUUUUGAUUUGAAAUAAUAUUAUAUUCAUGAAAAUCAAUUACAAUUCUUAAAUGAAACACUUGCUGUUUUAUUUAAUGUGGCAACAUAUUUACUACUUUAUAAACCAUCUCUCCUUCUGAUAUCCAGAUAGAUUUAAGAAUAAUAAGGAGAUCAUUUUCAACUACAAGGGAUGAUUGGAUAAUUACUACCAGAGGAAAUAACCAGUUAACUUAUCCCAAAUAAAGGUAUAAUUUAUUAAGAUCCAAUGAAAUAUUUCAUAAAAUGGUCUCUGCUUCCUAUUUCUUUCAAUUAAGAUACACGAUAAAAUAUAAGAUAAGAUCAAAUUGAUUUAUAACAUUUAUGGUCUCCAUUUCGUAGGAGAAAUAGAUUUCUAGAUAUGGAAGUUUUUGAAAAUAUUGAAGAUGAGGAAGGUGAAUUUGAACUUGAUCAUGAUGAUGAUGACGAUGAUGAUGAUGAUGAUGAUAAUGAUAUUUAAAGUGUUGAGAGCAGAUAUGAUUCAAGUAAUAAUGUUUAAGAAUCAGUUGAGGAAGAAUUUGAUCAAGAAGUUAAUAGUUGGGUUACGAGUUAAAGUGGAAACAUUCAAAUUGAAGCUGAAGAUCAUUAAAAUUUAAAUUCAAGUUGGACUGAUGAAGAAGAUGAUUAAGUUGGAGAAGAUGGUCAAGAUGAUGAUGUAGAGGAAAGUAGUGAUUCUAAUAAUGAAAAUGCAUCAUAUAGUGUAUCACAAAUAUAAAACUAAUAGGAAAUUGAUUAAGAAAUUAUUCAAUAAAAUGUGUAAAAUUUAGAUUAAAAUAUUAAUCAAAAACAUUAUUGUAUUGUUUAGAAUGAUUAAUAUAAUUAAAUUCGUGAGCAAAAUAAAGAAAUUUAAAAUCAUUAUCAUCAUCUUACUAACAAAGAAGAUUUGAUAUUCAUGAAAAUGACUACAUAAAUUAUUUAAUUGAUAGGAGUUAAGUUCUCUUAGUAAUUUGCGAAAAUUUUAGAUUUAUUUAGUUUCUUAUUAUCUGAAAAUAAAUAAGUUGAUAAUUAGUAAUUUAUAAAUUGGUGGACUGAAUUGACUUCAUUUACUUCAUAAUAGAUAAUUCCAGAAGAAAAAGACAUUACUUAAUAAGAUAUAAGAAUUUAGCCAUUAAAUAUAUUUAGGGAUAGAGUAGGAAUGGAAUUCUUAAGAAUUGAUUAAGAUGAUAGAUCCAUAUCUGGAGUGUAAUAAAGUUCAUAAAAUAGAGCUCGAAACUAUUUAUAAUAAUUAGUAAGAGACUUCCCAGAUAGACAUUCUCAUUAUGGUAUUAGAUUAGAGUAACAAAGACAAUUUUAGGAAUAAAUUACAAAUAUAUAAUAUUAAAAUACAUAAAUGAUAGAGUCUAAUAAUUAAAAUUAAUAAUAAUAAUAAUAAUAAUAAUAAUAAUAAUAAUAAUAAUAAUAAUAAUAACAAUAAUAACAAUAAUAAUAAUAAUAAUAGUAAUAAUAAUAAUCAUCAUCAUAAUAAUACUAACCCUUAUACUAAACUUAAGACUAAACAUUAUAAAAUUUAUAAAAUGAGUAAUUAGAGUAAGAUAUAUUAUUUUAAUAAUUCUAAGCGCCAAAUUUUUAGCAAUAAUUUCAUUCCUAAAGUCCCUAAAGUCAUGAUUAUGUGUAGUUUGAGGUUUAUUCUCCCAUUUACCAUAAUUUAGAUGAUUAAAAUAUACUAGAACAAAAUUAAGUAAAUAAUCAACAAUAAACUAACGAUUAGCCAGAAAAGAUAGAGUAACAUUAACCUACUUAACAGUAAUAAAUUUAAUAAAAUAAUUAAAAUUAUUAAUAAACUUAUCCAAAGAGUUACAACCUUUUGAAAAGAGAAGGUAAAACAUUUGAAGAUCUAAUUAAAAAUGACAUUGAUCCAUCAGUUUUUGAAGAUCUAAAUGAAGAUUUGAUGAUGGAAGUUAUUUAAUCCAUUCCACAUGAAAUUGAUGGAAUUGAUCCUUAAUUUUUAGCCUCUCUUCCAUUAGAAAUUAGAAAUGAAAUAAUUCAAUAAUAUUCUAUGCCAAUAAACUAAACAAAACCUUAAGAAAUUUCUUAAGUUAAUUUAACAGAAAAUUUAUUCCUUCAUAAUGAUAGAAAUUAAUUGCAACAUCCAAGAAACGAGUAUGUUAUUCCUCCUAUAUAAAAUGUUCAAGAGAAUGGUCCCAACCUAUUAAAUAGACCUAAUUCUCGACUUAUGAAUUAUACUGCCUUUUUUUCAGAUAUCAUUCCUAAUGAAUAAAGGCAAACAAAUUAUGAUUAAUAGUUUUAAUUGAAAAAACCUCAUUUGAAAUCUUAAAAUUUAAAAUAGUUACUUUCCACUUAAAGACAUAUAAUUUAAAAAUUAGGAACUGUUGAAGAUGAAUUUACCUAAUCAUUACUAAGUUUACUUUAUGUAGAAUCUCAUAGUUUCAUCAAUUUCCCUAUUAAUCUUUUUAUUUCAUUAUGCAAUAUUUAAAAUGUUGAGUAUAAAUUAAUUGAUACAUUAUUCAUGAUAUUAAAAACAAAUAAAUCAAAAGAAUAAUAAAUCAAAUCUUUUCCUCCAUAAUUUAUGGUUAAAAGAUAUGGACUUGUAAGAGAUUUUAGUAAAAUAUAUAAUGUAGUUUCAUUAAAAGUCUUGUAUUUGUUUUCAAAAUUACAAAGCUCUUCUAUAAACUACUUUUUCGAAAACAAAAAGUAAAAUUAAAGUUCAUCAGAGAAUGUCUUAAACCUUCCCUUAUUAGAACUAAUCUAACUUUUGCCUGAAUUUCAAGGGGAACAUUAAGAGUUGCUCAUUUAGGCUAUAACAAACAUUAGUACAAAAUAACAGGAUUUUAAUUAAUUUAAAGUAAAGCUAGACUAAAAAUCUGUUGAAUGUAUUUGUAAGACUCUUCUAUAAAAUGUGAGUAAAAGUGUAAGGAAUUUUUCAAAUAUAAUUCAAAGUUUAUGCAACCACAAAGAAAAUUAAUUCUUAAUAGUUCAAUACAUUAAGGAAUAUAUAGAGAAAGCUAUAAAGGAGAUAAAUGAAAAAUUUAAAAAAACUGAUGAGAUAUUUAAUGGAGAUAAAGCAUUAAUUAAUAUCUUUCAGUUUGUAAGGGAUAUUAAUGCAAAAGUAGGAGAAAACAAUAAUCCAUAAGAUAUAUCAAUAAAUUUUAAAGAAUUAUUGGAGAGUAAAGAAUUGAUAGAAUUAUGGAAAAAUAUGAUAAAGUUUUUAUCAUAAAUACCUUAAUAAUCAAUAAUAAAAAUGACACCAAAAAUAUCUCCAUAUUUAGAAUGCUUUUUUAUUAUAUAUUAAAUAGUAAACCCAAUAAAAAAAAAUAAAUUGAAUCUUAAGGAGUCUAAGAAAAUUGCAUUGAUGGAAGGAUAACAUUAAGAAAUUCAAGAACAGUUACUACAUGAUGAAUUAUUUCAAUAGAUUUGUGAAAGUGGGAAACCACUAAUAAAUAUGAUGCUUAAAGAAAGAUUAUAAGAAUAUAAAGAGAAGGGGAAGAUUAUAAAUGAUAGCUUAGGAAUCAUAAUAAUUAAGAAUCCAAGAAUUGUUGAUUUUGAAAAUAAGUAGAAGUAUUUCAAAAUAGAAUUGAAAUAAUUAAAAACUUAGAAUAAUAAGCAUCAUUUUGGUAAUGUUACUGUGAGAUGUAGAAGAAAAGACAUAUUUAUGGAUUCUUAUCAUCAUUUUAGUAAAUUAAGACCUGAAGACUUAAAAGGAAAAUUAACUGUAGAAUUUGAUGGAGAGGAAGGAAUAGAUUAAGGAGGAGUUACUAGAGAAUGGUUUUUGUUAUUAUCUAAAGAAAUAUUUAAUCCUAAUUAUGCUUUAUUCACUCCAUCUUUGAAUGGUUAAAUGUUUCAACCUAGUAAUAAGUCACAUGUUAAUCCUGAUCAUGUUAAGUACUUUAAAUUUAUUGGUAGAAUUGUUGGUAAAGCACUUUAUGAUGGAUAAUUAUUGGAUACUUAUUUUACUCGCUCAUUUUAUAAACAUAUUUUAGGUUAGAAAUUAACUAUACAUGAUAUGGAAGAUAUUGAUUUGAAUGAAUAUAAAAGUAUGAAAAAGAUUUUAGAAGAAAAUGUGAAUGAUUGGGGAAUUUAUUGGACAUAUAUGGUAGAUAAUUUUGGUAAAUUGGAAGAGAGAGAACUUGUUGAUGGAGGUAGAUAAAAAUAAGUGACUGAAGAUAAUAAAUUUGAGUAUGUUCAAAUUUAUUGUUAUUAAAAAAUGGCAAAGGAAAUUAAAGAUUAAAUAGAAGCUUUUUUGAAUGGUUUUCAUGAAUUGAUUCCUUAAAAUUUAAUUAGUAUAUUUGAAUGGAAAGAAAUGGAACUUAUGUUAUGUGGUUUACCAGAUAUAGAUCGUAUAUUAUUAAUAUAAUUAUUUAAGUUGAGGAUAUGAAGGAGAACAUUGAAUAUCAUGGAUAUAUAAGAGAAGAUAAAGUCAUUUAAUGGUUAUGGGAAUUAUUGGAGAGUUUUGACGAAAGUAAAAGAGCAGCAUUUUUAUAAUUUAUAACAGGUUUUUUUUUUAAAUUUAUUAUUUAAAGGAACUUCUAAAGUGCCUCUUGGAGGAUUUAAGGAUUUAAAAGGUAUCCAUGGUUCAUAAAAGAUUUAAAUUCAUAAAAAGCAUUACAUAAAUUAUGAAUUACCAACAUCACAUACUUGGUAAGUUCUUAAAUGACUUAAAUAGUUUUAAUUAAUUGGAUUUACCAUGUUAUCCAACUAGAUAAGUGUUGAAAGAAAAAUUAGAACUUGCAAUUUUAGAAGGAAAGGAAGGUUUUGGCUUUGCUUGA